AUGUCGUCAUCGCCCGUCCAGACUGCCACCCCCGUCUCCGGUGAAAAGCGCAAGAGAGGCCGCCCACGGAAGUACCCCGAGGGCCAAGGUCCCCAGCCGACCCCCGGCCCCAAGAGAGGUCGCGGUCGUCCUCGCAAGGAUCCCAAUGCUCCUGGUGCGUCCGAUCUUACUCCUCUCGCCCCCGAAUUGGUGAAGAUCCGGGGUCCGAUUGUGCGCGUCUAUACUAAUCGGAUAGACACUCCCUCCAAGCCCAACACCCCCCGCGAUGGGAAGCGACCGGUAGGACGACCGAGGAAAAGCGUGAACGGAGCCGACGUGGCGCGCCAGUCCAAGUCCGAGUCCGCGGACGCCAAGGCCGACGAGCCCAGCUGCUCAUACUGGCUCUUGAAGGCCGAGCCCGAGUCUCGCAUGGAGAAGGGCGUCGAUGUCAAAUUCUCCAUCGAUGAUCUGCAGGCUUGCACCAAGCCGGAGCCGUGGGAUGGUGUGCGGAACCCCGUCGCACGAAACCACAUCCGUGAAAUGAAGAAGGGCGACCUGGCCUUCUUCUACCACUCCAACUGUCGAACCCCCGGAAUCGUGGGUGUGAUGGAGAUUGUGCAGGAGCACUCGCCGGACGAAUCUGCCUUUGACCCCAAGCACCCGUACUACGACGAGAAAUCGAACCGCGACGAGCCCAAGUGGUCCGUGGUCCACGUCGAGUUCCGCCGCAAGUUCGACAACCUGAUCUCCCUGACUGACCUCAAAGGUCACUCCGCCCCGGGUGGGCCGCUGGAGAACCUCCAGGUACUGAAACAGUCCCGACUGAGCGUGUCCCCCGUGUCAGCCAAGGAGUGGAAUUUCAUCCACAAACUGGUCGAGGAAGCUUCCGGGUCCACCGACGGCGCAGGCAGCGCGGAGGAAUCCAGUGAGUAA
This is a messenger RNA of Aspergillus campestris IBT 28561, 912 nucleotides long. RefSeq names its product EVE domain-containing protein. The record is from RefSeq and is a predicted model, not a curated record. Gene Ontology annotation, molecular function: DNA binding. Gene Ontology annotation, cellular component: nucleus; chromatin. Gene Ontology annotation, biological process: regulation of DNA-templated transcription. NCBI's taxonomy places the organism in Eukaryota, Fungi, Ascomycota, Eurotiomycetes, Eurotiales, Aspergillaceae. The transcript is spliced from 4 exons. Bases 1 to 912 code for a protein of 303 amino acids.